AUGGCUAACAGCAAUCUACCUCAAAGAAUCAUCAAGGAAACUCAGCGUCUCCUUAACGAACCUGCGCCGGGAACAAGUGCGUCGCCUUCAGAAGAUAACAUGCGGUACUUUAAUGUCAUGAUUCUUGGUCCAACACAGUUUCCUUAUGAAGGAGGGAUUUUCAAGCUGGAAUUGUUUUUGCCUGAAGAAUACCUAAUGGCUGCCCCCAAGAGAAAUUCUCAGAGAAAUUUGGUGGACGAAUCUGCAAACAUCAAUAUCAGUUCCAGAGAAAUUCAAAAUUUCUCUGAAGAUAAAUUCGGAAGUCAGAGAAAUUUGAUUAAAAUACAUUAUAAAAACACAUAUGAUAAUGGGAAGGGUUGUUGCUGA
Molecule: messenger RNA, 366 nt
Organism: Camellia sinensis
Lineage: Eukaryota; Viridiplantae; Streptophyta; Magnoliopsida; Ericales; Theaceae
Source: RefSeq, a predicted model, not a curated record